UGUUAUUUGUGAGGGAAUCAGUGUCGAGUCAUAUCCAGAUCACAUCUGUGUAUCGAUCUUUUUAUCUUUUUAUACUAAGUCAUAGUGAUCUUGCUUUUUGUCUCGUCUUCUUUCAGUGACUCACGGCACCUAUUUUUCAUUUUUCAUUCUUCAUUUUCGUUUACCAUACCAAUAUAUCUCUACUCCACCCUCUUUUCUCUCCCCCAUCUCAACCCAUUCAUUCAACCACUGUCCCUAUCGGAUUCUGAUACCACCAAUUUUUCAAGCUUGUGAAUAGGGUUGUUUUGAGAGAUGGGUUUCGAGAAAAAAGAGUACGAGUUUCUGAAGGAGAUCGGUUUGGGAUCAGAAAAUCUUGGUGGGUAUGUUAAUGGCAAGUGGAAAGCAAGCGGACCAUUGAGCUCAACUGUCAACCCUUCUAACAACCAGAAAAUUGCUCAAGUCAAGGAAGUUUCUCUAGAAGAUUACGAGGAGGGACUGCGUGCAUGUAGUGAAGCAGCCAAGACAUGGAUGAGUAUGCCUGCACCAAAGAGAGGUGAGAUUGUGAGACAGAUAGGAGACGCGUUUAGAGCCAAAUUGGAUCAUCUGGGUCGGCUUGUGUCGCUUGAAAUGGGAAAAAUACUACCUGAAGGAAUUGGGGAGGUUCAGGAAGUCAUUGAUAUGUGUGACUAUGCUGUUGGUCUGAGUCGACAGCUGAAUGGAUCUAUAAUCCCUUCAGAACGUCCGAAUCAUAUGAUGUUUGAGAUGUGGAAUCCACUGGGAAUAGUUGGGGUGAUCACUGCUUUCAAUUUCCCAUGUGCUGUUCUUGGAUGGAAUGCUUGCAUCGCCUUAGUAUGUGGAAAUUGUGUUGUGUGGAAGGGUGCACCUACAACUCCAUUGGUGACUAUUGCUGUCACAAAGCUUGUGGCUGAGGUUCUUGAGAAAAACAACUUGCCAGGUGCAAUAUUCACCUCAUUUUGUGGAGGCGCAGAAAUUGGUCAAGCAAUAUCCAAAGAUACUAGAAUACCUCUAGUUUCAUUCACUGGAAGCUCAAAGGUGGGGUUGAUGGUGCAACAAACUGUUAGUGAAAGGUUCGGUAAAUGCUUGCUUGAACUGAGUGGAAACAAUGCCAUAGUUGUUAUGGAUGAUGCCGACAUUGGACUGGCUGUGCGUUCUAUUUUGUUUGCAGCUGUUGGUACUGCUGGUCAGCGCUGCACAACGUGUCGUAGAUUGUUUCUUCAUGAACUUGUAUAUCAAAGUGUAUUAGAUCAACUAGUUGGAGUUUACAAACAAGUGAAAGUUGGAGAUCCUUUGGAGAAAGGAACCCUUGUCGGUCCAUUACACACUCAAGGUUCAAGGGAGAAUUAUGUGAAGGGGAUUUCAACCAUAAAAUCUCAGGGAGGGAAAAUCCUGACUGGUGGAUCAAUUAUAGAGUCAGAUGGCAAUUUCGUAGAACCAACAAUUGUUGAGAUUUCAUCUAGUGCUUCUGUAGUGAAAGAAGAAUUAUUCGCUCCAGUUCUAUAUGUUAUGAAAGUUAAGUCCUUGGAAGAAGCAAUUGAAUUAAACAAUUCUGUGCCGCAAGGACUGAGUAGUUCAAUCUUCACUAGCAGGCCAGAAGCUAUCUUUAAAUGGAUUGGGCCUCGUGGCAGUGAUUGUGGCAUAGUGAACGUAAACAUCCCAACUAAUGGAGCUGAGAUAGGCGGUGCCUUUGGUGGAGAGAAGGCAACUGGUGGCGGCCGAGAAGCAGGGAGUGACUCUUGGAAGCAAUACAUGCGACGCUCAACUUGCACAAUCAAUUAUGGAAGUGAACUACCGCUGGCUCAAGGCAUAAAUUUUGGCUAGUGAAUAACUAGACAUCACGGCAAGCCCGGCCCUCUGCAUCGACAUAUCAAUGUGAAGACUAGACAUGCCUUGCCAGCUUGGAUCUUUGAUUUCUAUCUAUCUUGAAAUAAUAAUAAGUUCCCCUGGUGAACUGGCAUCUAUAAUUUCUAUGUCGUAAAAUGAAAUAAAAGUAGUCACUUUAAUUAUAUUAUGUUUGUUUUAGUAAAAUGAUGACCCAACAUGAGUUGACCCUGCUAGAGUUUCAAACUUUGACAAUUCAAACGCCCUCAUGAAAUCACAACGUGGAUUGCUAGAGCCUAGAAGCUCAUAGAAAGCGGUUAAUAUUCUACUGCGUACAUGUGAGUCUGUGACCGAUGUGGGACCGCUGAGGUUUAUGUAUAUCAGAGUUACUAGUACCAUUAUUAUAACAGUACGUGGUAUAUUUCUACCGAAUUCUGCACUUCUUCA
Molecule: messenger RNA, 2265 nt
Organism: Humulus lupulus (European hop)
Lineage: Eukaryota; Viridiplantae; Streptophyta; Magnoliopsida; Rosales; Cannabaceae
Product: aldehyde dehydrogenase family 7 member A1
Exons: 15
Coding region: 292-1818 (508 amino acids)
Molecular function (GO): aldehyde dehydrogenase (NAD+) activity
Source: RefSeq, a predicted model, not a curated record